Molecule: messenger RNA, 2133 nt
Organism: Lutzomyia longipalpis
Lineage: Eukaryota; Metazoa; Arthropoda; Insecta; Diptera; Psychodidae
Product: sodium-coupled monocarboxylate transporter 2-like
Exons: 5
Coding region: 1-2133 (710 amino acids)
Biological process (GO): sodium ion transport; transmembrane transport
Cellular component (GO): membrane
Molecular function (GO): symporter activity
Source: RefSeq, a predicted model, not a curated record
AUGUAUGAGGAAGAAAUUUCCCAAGAAGAACAAGAACAGAAAAAGACAGAAGAGGCACCGGCCAUCUUGCCAAGCUGUGAGCCGGAGAAGAUUGUGAAAGUUGAGUGCAAGAAGAGUCCGCCAUACCGGAAGUACCAGCGCCAGGAGCAGAAGAUCUCCAUCCUGAGACGAUUAUACCCCGGAGGAACACCACGGACGCCACGUCCGUGCUCAUCAGGAUCGAUACCGAGAUUAUCCCGCCUAAAUGGGAUUGGCUUGAGGCACAGCAUAGCUCUCGGCCUCUCGGAAUACUUUACCAGAGGGAAUUUCCGUGGAUACAAGUCAUUGUCCCGCCUGGUUGGGACGUUCGGGAAUCCAGCCUCGAAUAGAGACCAGUCAUUGUCUCUCAUCCUCUGGGUUCAUAUCGGAUCGUCGUCUGGAAGAACUAUUCGGAGACACGACGGAGGAUUCUGGUGUUCUCUCCGACUCACGACCGCUGGAUUCAUCGCGGAUUAUCUGCUGGAAGAACUCAUAGGGCUGUACUAUGCAGUAAAGUCACGAAAGAAAGUAACAACAACGGAAGAAUACUUAUUAGGAGGACGGAAGAUGGGACUGUUUCCGGUGUCCUGCUCAAUAGUUGCUACGUGUAUCACGGGAAUGGGAACUGUUGGCUUUGCAGCUGAGUCAUAUGCAUUUGGAAUCUACAAUUAUAUGGGCAUAUAUGUGAUGACUGUUGUAGGAAUUGUUACCUGCUUCAUAUUCUUGCCAGUUUUUUCCGAACUAAAGCUAGCGUCGACGUUUAAGUACUUAGAAUUGCGCUUCAAUCGAAGUGUUAGGCAGCUUGCAAGUGGACUGUACUUGUUGACUGGCCUGCUCUACCUUCCAUUUACGGUCUACGUUCCCGCCUUGACUUUUCAACGUGUUACAGGAGUAGAUCUUUACUUGACUGUAACCAUCCUAUCCUUGAUCUGUGCAAUUUAUACGGCUAUAGGUGGAUUUAAGGCAGUCAUAUGGACAGAUGUCGUGCAACUAGGUCUCAUGGUAGCCUCCUUCAUAAUUAUGUUAGUUGUGGGAAUUAAUUCAGCAGGGGGUAUAAAGAAUGUCUAUGAGGCAGGCUCCAGAGGAGGAAGACUCCGGGUUAUCAAUACGACAAACCACAAUGUAAGAACAUCAGCAUGGGGCCCACUUUUCUCAAUUGUUUUUCCAAUGAUCUACCAGUAUGGCCUCAAUCAGACUAAUAUGCAGAGAUAUAUAUCUCUCACGAAUUUAAAGGAUAUGAAAAGAUCAGUAUGGAUUCUUACUGUGGUUUUUCACAUCUACGGUGGCUUAGCAACAUUCCUCGGUGUUGUUGUGUACGCUAACUAUGAGACUUGUGAUCCAUUUACAGCAGGCCUCAUCAAGAGAGUUGAUCAGAUCCUUCCGCAUUUUAUCCAGGAGAAAGCUUCUCUUUUUCUCGGAUUCAAUGGAAUCUUCAUAGCUGGUGUCUUCUCUGCGGGACUCUCAACAACAUCUUCGUAUCUGAAUACAAUGAGUGGGAUCUUGUAUGAAGAUUUUAUAAGUCAGAAGUAUCCAAGGAUUCAAGGAAAUACAGCAGGAAGAAUAAUGAAGGGAACUGUCCUCAUACUUGGCAUUCUUCAGAUUUGCUUGAUUUUCUUCAUUGAACGAAUGGGAACAAUUGUAAAGAUUUCCAUGCAAUGUCUUUCCCUCAAUGCCUGUGCCCUUCUUACACUCUUUGCUCUUGGAUUGUUUGCGCCAAAAACAAAUAGUACGGGAGCAAAAGUUGGAGCCAUCGCUUCGAUCGUCAGUAUUUUUACAUUAAUUGUUGGGAGUAUAAAUCAGAAACCCGAACCUAUGCUUCCUUUUCGAACUGAUGGUUGUGAAGGAUUGAAUUUAACGAAUCCUCUUGAUCUUACAACAAGGAGUCCUUUAACUGCAACAUCUGAUGCUGAUGAAGAUAUUUUCUGGCUUUUCCGCAUUAGUUAUGUCUACUACGGUCUUAUUGGAACGUCUAUUGGCCUUACUUUUGGAUACUUAACGAGUUUACUAACUGGUGGUAACGUAGUUGAAGAUCAGAAACUUCUUGCCGUAUUUAUGAGGAGGAAGUCUCUUCAGGAAGAGGAAAUGGUACUGAAGAGAAGGAAUGAAGCUUCGUAA